Messenger RNA from Penicillium verrucosum, 3666 nucleotides. Its product is annotated as haloacid dehalogenase-like hydrolase. Gene Ontology annotation, cellular component: plasma membrane. The coding region runs from base 1 to 3666 and encodes 1221 amino acids. Gene Ontology annotation, molecular function: ATP hydrolysis activity; ATPase-coupled intramembrane lipid carrier activity; magnesium ion binding. Gene Ontology annotation, biological process: post-Golgi vesicle-mediated transport; intracellular protein transport; endocytic recycling. NCBI's taxonomy places the organism in Eukaryota, Fungi, Ascomycota, Eurotiomycetes, Eurotiales, Aspergillaceae. The record is from RefSeq and is a predicted model, not a curated record. The transcript has 3 exons.
AUGCCUUCAGGUGAAGCCAUAGCGCGAAAAGUGGAUAUGAGCGUCGUUUCUAUACGGACACCCUGGAGUAGUGUUCUGUCGUCACUCCUUGACAAAGUCCGCUCCACAACCCAAACGCUUCGCCAAGCGGUCUCCCGUGCUCCGUUAACGGCAGGUGAUGGCCGCCGUCUUAUCCUUGACCCCAAGAGAAGGCGGUCGUUGAUGGACCACCGCAUCCAGCGCCCUUAUGUAUCCAAUUCCAUCCGGUCCAGCCGCUACACACUUUGGAACUUCUUGCCCCGUCAGUUGGUUGCCCAGUUUUCCAAAACCGCCAAUUUCUACUUCAUGAUCGUGGCUAUCUUACAGGCCAUUCCUAAUCUCAGUACCACCGGCAACUUUACAACUUUCAUUCCAUUAAUGAUCUUUGUCAGUAUCUCCAUGGCAAAGGAGGCUUUUGAUGAUUUUCGCCGCUACCGACUCGAUCGAGAAGAGAAUAACCGUCAAAUUUCAAUACGUCGUCUUGGUAGCCUUCACACCAUACCCUCCUGGCAGCCGGCACGAUGGAACGAGGUUCAAGUCGGUGAUCUGAUCGAGAUAAAAAGAGACCAUCCUGUCCCUGCCGAUAUCGUCCUCAUUCAUGUCGAGGGUGACACUGGUGUUGCCCAUUUUGAGACAACGGCUCUCGACGGAGAAACCAGUCUCAAAUGCAAACAACCAUGCCCGCUGAUCGCAGAGACCUAUCAGAGUCCCGAGACGAUCGAUACAAUUGAUAUGCACUUGGUGAUUCAGGAUCCCAAUGAGGACCUUCACAGAUUUGAAGGCCAUGUGAGCAUCGGAGACGUAAAGGCACCUCUCACCAACAAUCACAUCGUCUAUCGUGAAAGUGUCCUGCGCAACGUUGGCAGAGUCAUUGGUGUUGCCAUCUAUACUGGAGAGGAGUGUAAGAUCCGAAUGAAUGCCAACAAAAGCCCGAGGACCAAGGCCCCACUGAUUCAGACUAAAGUGAAUCGCGUAAUCCUCUUGGUUGUCUGCGUGGUCUUCAUGCUGGUCCUGUUCUGCACGCUUGGUUACACAAUGUGGUUUAGCACGCUAGAGAAUGGAUUCUGGUAUCUACAAGGGGCAAAAGUCAGAUUGGGGCCAGAGUUUAUCUCAUAUUUCAUCAUGUUCAAUACUAUGAUCCCAUUGUCAUUGUACACAACCCUGGAGUUGGUCAAGAUAUUCCAGACAUUCCUACUACUCCAAGACGUUGACCUAUAUGACGAGGACAGCAACAUCCCGGCGCAAGCACGAACCUCAACAAUCAAUGAAGACCUCGGUCAAGUGAAUUACAUAUUUACUGACAAGACCGGCACUUUGACUCAGAAUAUGAUGGAGCUACGAAAUCUUAGUGUAGCAGGAGGAUCGUACUUUCACGACCCACGGCACACCUUGAACGUGCCAGCUACUAAUACCACGAACACUCGUCGGAACUCACUCUCCCAACCGAUGGCAAAUCUCUCUCGCACUCAACAUAUGAUCGAAUUCGUUCAGAACAAUGCGCAUUCAAAGUUUUCACAGAAAGUCAAACUGCUACUGUUGAGCAUCGCUCUGUGUCAUACCUGCUUUCCGGAAUUUAACAGAGCAGAGAGCAGCGUUGGCUUCCAGGGAGUGUCCCCAGACGAGGUAGCUCUUCUUACUGCCGCCCGAGAACUCGGAUAUAUGCUUCUGAGUCGCCGCCCAGACUCCAUCACUCUCCGAAUCUUCCACCAUCAAAGACAUGAUAGGUAUUCCGACGAGACCUAUGAGAUAUUGGAUGUAAUUGAAUUUUCGACUACGCGCAAGCGGAUGUCUAUCAUUGUCCGUAUGCCUGAUGGACGGAUCUGCCUUUUCUGUAAAGGUGCAGAUAGUGUUAUCAGAUUGCGCCUUCACCAGAAUCUGUGCCAGAACUCGUUGAGCCAGGCUAAAUUGGAGACGGGAACUUCGAUGAUCGGUCUGGGGGCACCCGUGAGGGGCGAGAAUGCCAAAUCAGAUACCGAGGGCGACCCAUCAACACCCGAAGUUGGAGCGGAAGAGGCGGCUCCCCCGAUUUUUGAUACUAUAGACGGUACUGUUCGGCAACAAGUCAACCUGUCUGAUAAUUCAGAAGUUGCCAAACGUUGCUUUCAACACUUGGAUCAGUCUGCUUCCCAAGGCCUUCGAACGCUACUGUAUGGCCAUCGUUUCCUCGAUGACCAGACGUAUUCUGAAUGGAAGCGACGCUAUACUGGUGUUCAUCUCGGGGCUACUGAUCGGACAGAAGCCAUAGACGAAGUCGGCCAGCAGCUCGAACACCAGAUGGAGCUGACGGGGGCAAUCGCUAUAGAAGAUAAGCUUCAAAAAGGAGUCCCAGAGGCCAUCGAUACGCUACGCAGAGCAAAUAUCAAACUUUGGAUGCUAACAGGCGACAAACGCGAGACGGCAGUCAGCAUUGGCCAAUCCUGCCGCCUUCUGCUUUCUCAUUCAAUUGUGAUUAGCCUCGAUGAAAGUAACUUCCGUCUGCGUCUGGCUGAUGUGACAGAAAAGAUAUCCAAGGGAGAAAUCCUGAGCUUUUCCAUCGUCGUUGAAGGCUCAGCACUGUCUGCGUUCGAGUAUGACGGGCCUUCCGUGGACAGCUUCUUUAGACUUGCAAUUCUCGCUGAUACGGUAAUAUGUUGCCGUGCGAGUCCUACACAAAAGACGUUCCUCGUGAAGACAAUCCGCAGAUAUUCCCGCAACGCUACAACUCUAGCGAUCGGCGACGGUGCGAAUGACAUUGGCAUGAUACAGGAAGCCAACGUAGGCAUUGGAAUAGCAGGCAAGGAAGGGCUGCAGGCUGCCAGGGUGUCUGAUUAUUCAAUAGCAGAAUUCCGCUUCCUCGUGAAACUUCUCCUCGUUCAUGGGCGAUGGAACUAUAUCCGGAUCUGCAAGUUUACUCUUGCCACAUUCUGGAAAGAAGUAGUCUUCUACAUAACACAAGCCUUCUACCAAAGUUCCAAUGGGUACACCGGAACCAGUCUGUAUGAGCCCUGGGGCUUGAGCAUGUUCAAUACGCUCUUCACCUCGGUCUCGGUUGUUCUUCUUGGUGUGUUCACGAAGGAUCUCUCGGCGUCCACACUGCUUGCCUUCCCCGAGCUCUAUGCGACCGGCCAGCAGCAUAGAGGCUUCAAUAUCGCAAUAUAUCUAGGCUGGACCCUGAUGGCCCUCUGCGAUGCCAUCAUAAUCUACUUCAUCAUCUAUAACCUGUACAAAGAUACAGGAACCGACAUAUUCUCCUUUGGUCUACCCACCUACUCAGCCUGUGUCAUUGUCGUCAACCUAAAACUUCAAUUCCUCGAGGUCUACAACAAAACCAUCACCGGCGCGGUUUCUUUGUUGGUGGCUAUCGGGGGUUGCUUCCUGUGGAAUAUUGUGUUGUCCUUCGUCUAUCGAUUCGAGUCAGGUCAAGGCAUCUAUCAUGUCCGAUGGAACUUCAUGCAUGAGUCCGGUGAGAACAUGUUAUUCUGGCAUGGUUUGGUGCUGGCGGUGCUCAGCGUCUGCCUGUUCGAAAUCGCAGUCGCAACCUUCCGGGCUUGGCUUUUCCCCACGGACGUCGAUCUCUUCCAGAGAUAUGAAUGGCGACGAAAGGAACCAUCUUUCUGUGAUGAGCCAGAUCAAAUCAACGAAAUGAGUGAAUUUCAACUAAAGGACUAG